This is a messenger RNA of Centruroides sculpturatus (bark scorpion), 2408 nucleotides long. RefSeq names its product 39S ribosomal protein L10, mitochondrial-like (gene mRpL10). Gene Ontology annotation, cellular component: mitochondrial large ribosomal subunit. Gene Ontology annotation, molecular function: structural constituent of ribosome. Bases 151 to 909 code for a protein of 252 amino acids. Lineage: Eukaryota; Metazoa; Arthropoda; Arachnida; Scorpiones; Buthidae. Gene Ontology annotation, biological process: translation. The transcript has 6 exons. The record is from RefSeq and is a predicted model, not a curated record.
ACUCCAGAUUUUUCCGAUAAAUUACCAUUAUGUUUAUGACUAAGCCAGCUAUUUAAUUAAAUGUACUGUACAGUACAAUAUAAUAUCUAUCGACUCAUGCCCUGAAGCGCCCUCGUACGGAAAAAGAAGACAUUGAAAAACUUCAAUAAAAUGGCGGCCAUCAUCACCAAAUUUAGACAAUGUUAUUAUGCUUGCAAUAUCAAUGUAAUUCCUGUAAGAUAUCGAAGAAUAAAAUCUAGAAAUCCACGAGAACCUCAUUUUGUUAGAAAAUGCAUGUUGGAAGUUUGUAAACCAAUAUAUAGAAAGGAUGAAACACCUGACUUUCAACGUUGUUCUCGAGCUAAAAUAGAGGAAGAAAAAUUUAUUCAUCCUUACGAACAGUUGCUUGCAAAACAGGCAAUGAACGAAUGGAAUGCGUCUCGUAUGGUUUGUUUUUUUCACCAUAAUUCACUUACAGAUGAAGAAAAAAGAAUUAUUAGUAAUAUGUUAUUUAAACAGGGUAUGUAUUUACGACAUUAUAAUAAUUCUGUCAUGAAAUUAGCUCUACAAGGCACUAUUUAUGAAGCUGCAUUAUGUCUUGUUCAGUCAUAUUCAGCAUAUUUAUUUAGUCCUGAACCAAAUGUGUCAAGAUUAUUAAAACUUUCAAAAAAAAUGCCUCAGUAUAUUUUAUUAGCUGGAAUCAUCGAUAAUCAUUUCUUAAGUCGUGAAGAACUUUUAAAUUACAGCACUCUUCCAUCUUUAGAGAUUAUGCAGAGUCAGAUAUGUAAUACUUUAAUGUUAAGUUCUACUCAGAUGAUUACUACAUUGUCUCAUCACUUAACAGAACUGAAUCGAAUUCUAGAUCAACAUAGUAAGCAAAAUAAUUCUUCAGAAAAUGUCACAGAAAAAUCAGAGGAUGUAAAUAAAUGAUUGAAAUAUUUAAAUAAAAGUAUACAUUAUUAUAUAAAAUUAGUUGCUAUUCAAAUGUUUGUAGUCAACACACACAAGUAUUUUUUAUGUUACUCUAUAAAUAUAAUCUUGUAUUGUAAAAAAAAUAUUUUUAUUACAUAUGUUGUUUAGCUGAUAAAAGUUUAUUGUUGAAGAUUAACUAUUUAAAAAUAUUAUACUAAAAGAAUAUACAAAGUUUAGUAAUUAUUCAUUUCAUAGAUGAGAAUUUUGUCACUGAAAUAAAAUAUUAGUUCGUUAUACAAUCUUCCACUAAUAUGUUAGUUUUAUGUAUUGAUUACUGUCACAAAAAUCUGCCAAAAAUAACUUUUGAUAUGUUGUACGUAGCAUUAACUCUGAGAUUUUUUGGCACUAGUAUUAGAAGCCAAUUGAUUUAAUUAGUAAUUUCAUAUUUGAUCCGAAACAGGCAUAAUGCCAUCUGUGUCUAUAUAAUUAUAUUAAUAAGUAGUAAAUUGGAAAUAAUUAAAUUUGGAUACAUCUGAAACAGCAUAACUGUAGAAUGGAAUUUCAAUCAUAACUCUUGUGUAACAUGCAAAUAUGUUGCCAGUUAUACCACGUAGAUUCCAAGCCAGAGUUUUUCCAGAUAUAUAUUAGUUUAAACUUGUAUAUAAUAAUAAUAAUAGUGAUUUAUGCCUGAAGAUAUUUUAUUUUUACAUCUGAAUAAUAUAACUCUCAGCACACCUGUACACUAUAAAUAGAUAGAAUUGCAUAUUUGAAUUCAGGUUAAUAUUUUUCAGAAUUAUCUAUAAUUAACUAAAUAUGAAAUAAAUUAAUUUUUAACAUAAUCAACAGAUGAUAAUAUAACUAAUUCUAAUCGAAAUCACCAAAUUAUAUAAUUAAUCUGAAUGUAACUGGGCAAUUUUUGAGCAAAAUUACUAAAAUUUGUGUGUUUAGAUUAUGAUUUCAUUAUGUCAUAUAAUGUUGCAUUUUAUGAUAUUUAGAUAAAACCAAAAAGUUAAUGAAAGUUUCAUAAUAAUGCUUAUUUGUUUUUAUUUAAAGUUAAAGAAAAAAAGUAUAUAAAUUAUUAUAGUUGUAGUGAAACAAGACAUACAUCAGAUUGUGAAUAAGUUUAUCAAUAAAAAAUAACUUCAUAAACCAUUCAAGAUUUCAGCAGUCAUUUUUUAUUGAUGAACUACAUUAUUAUUGGUCAGAAAUAAUAUAAUAGUCAAUAUUAACAUGGAACAUUAAAUUAAACUUAAGUAUAUUAGAAAUACAAGGAUCUGUAAAGUAUUAUACCAGUACAUAGAAUAUAGAAAAUAUUUUAUUGAGUAAAAUUAUUACAAAAUUAUUGAAAACAGUAUUCAUGUUUAUACUUUAUCUGUUAAACAUAUUCUAAAAUUCAAAACAAAUGUAGUGACAUCUGAUAUCAAUUUAGGCAUUAAGUUAUUUUAUAUUUGCAAUCCUGUUUAUCAGUUUAAUGCAUUUAAUUUAAACGGGUAUUAUUUUCUUUAUUUUGUUUUAAU